CAGAUCUCAGAACAAACAAGAAAGAGAGAGAGAGAGCGUCGACUUCUGUUAACUGAGAGCCACUCCAUUGCCUCCCUGUUCUACACCGGGCCAAUGGGCUCAACCUCAUCGCCUUCCUCGCCAUGAUUGAUUCCUUCCACCUCCUUCUCACAUCACAGACCGAUUGACGUUUCAUGGAUGACUCAUUUCUCAAUCCUGAUGUCAUUCUACCGAAGCUCUACUCUGUCAUUUUUGCGUGCAGAACAGAGCAUGCGAUUCCAUCGCUCAAAAAUCCAAUCUUUUCUGUCCUUCUCUCUCAAAAGCUGGAAAUUAGUCUCAAUUUUCCAUAUUUAUGUCAAGUUUCUCUCUUCGGCCUUAGGUUACAAAGCAGCAGCUUAGAUAAAAGCCCUGGUUUUGGCUUGUGCUGCAACUCUCUGUUCUCGCUCUGCGUUUUUGGUGAUGAUGGGGAGAGGAAGGUUAGAGAUAAAGAGGAUAGAGAACCCAACGCAGAGGCAAUCCACCUUCUAUAAAAGAAGGGAUGGCCUCUUCAAGAAAGCUAGAGAGCUCGCUGUACUCUGUGAUGCCGAUCUCCUUCUCCUUCUCUUCUCUUCUUCUGGCAAGCUGUACCAUUACCACUCGCCCUCAGUUUCUAAUGUGCAGGAACUGUUAAGGAGGUAUGAGGUGGCUAGUCAGACAAGGAUUUUGAAGGAUCAGAAUGGAGGGGAGAACGUUGAGGAGGUUGAGAGGAUGUGCGAGAUUUUGGAGAGGGAGAUAAGGUUUAUGAGGAUUGAUGAAGGAGAAGAGUAUACUUUGCCUGUUCUUCAGGUGAUCGAGCAGAACCUAGAGGUAGCCAUGAAGAAGGUGAGAGAGGAAAAAGAUAGAAAGAUUCAAGCUGAAAUGGAAACUCUCCACAGGAUGGUGAAGGAUCGACAGCUUGAUGGGUGUGGACUGUGCGAAAAGCAAUCCCCUACACCAUUAUUGCUUGGAGAACAACCUUUGUUCGGCUAUGAAUUAGAUCUGAAAUUAGGUUUUGAUUAAUCAAAGAAGGUUCAGAUUACUUAUAAUUAGGCUGAGUUGGAGAACUAUUUGGUUAUCAUUUUCCAGCCUUAUAACUCUUGCUUCUGUUACAGUUUGUUCUUUUUUGAAGCCUAUGUGUAAGGAUAUGUAAUAUG
Messenger RNA from Dendrobium catenatum, 1151 nucleotides. RefSeq names its product MADS-box transcription factor 32. NCBI's taxonomy places the organism in Eukaryota, Viridiplantae, Streptophyta, Magnoliopsida, Asparagales, Orchidaceae. The coding region runs from base 439 to 1017 and encodes 192 amino acids. Gene Ontology annotation, molecular function: DNA-binding transcription factor activity, RNA polymerase II-specific; RNA polymerase II cis-regulatory region sequence-specific DNA binding; protein dimerization activity. The transcript is spliced from 6 exons. Gene Ontology annotation, cellular component: nucleus. The record is from RefSeq and is a predicted model, not a curated record. Gene Ontology annotation, biological process: regulation of transcription by RNA polymerase II.